Messenger RNA from Vollenhovia emeryi, 992 nucleotides. RefSeq names its product coiled-coil domain-containing protein 115. The record is from RefSeq and is a predicted model, not a curated record. The transcript has 2 exons. Gene Ontology annotation, biological process: vacuolar proton-transporting V-type ATPase complex assembly. Bases 283 to 786 code for a protein of 167 amino acids. NCBI's taxonomy places the organism in Eukaryota, Metazoa, Arthropoda, Insecta, Hymenoptera, Formicidae. Gene Ontology annotation, cellular component: extrinsic component of endoplasmic reticulum membrane.
UGAGAGCUGGAAGCGAUUUCAGAACACGUGAUCGUGUUGAAAACAUCCUGCAACGUGCACCUUGUGAAUAAUCUUAACGUCACUUGGCUUCUAAUAGAAAGACUGAAUCUUGUUCGAGGAUUACAAGAGACUGGAGAAGCAGGAUUAACUUGUCAAUGAAACGAGACAUUCAGAACGCUAAUUGCAAGAUUGGCGAAGGUAAUGUUUACCAAACGAUAGAACCUCAGUCUACGUACUACGCUACAGUUAGUAAGCUUUGUGGCGACAAUCGUAUAUUACGAGAUGAGUAAAAACGUAGAUGCUUUGUCGGAAGAGAUCGACGAGUUGGUGUUACGUAAAUUGGAAUUAAUGGAGGAGAAAAUUCGUGGAAACGUUCAGAUGGAAACAUUGCUGAAGGAUGGCCACAUCGAGCUGGCAAAGGCGAAAUAUAUUCGUGGAAAGGAGAACAUCAGUAUGUUACAGGUUCCAAAUAACGAGGACACCGUGACGUCCUUGUUUGACUUGGAAACUAAAACGACGGACGAAGAUAACGACAGUGUACUAUGUUUUGACAUCAGUUUUAAAAAGUCAAGCGAUGACGCGGAUGGGCCAGGGGAUCCUUUAAAAUGGUUCGGUGUAUUGGUGCCGCAAAACUUAAGGAACAGUCAGAAACGUUUCCAGGAAUCCGUCUAUUUUGCUGCGAAAAUAGCAAAUGUACAGGCGGAGCUUAUUUCUGUACUUUCCAAGCUUAAGACACUGUGUAUUCAAAAAGAUAGUUUGCGUUCUCCAAAUGGUAUUAAAACUUAACCAGUGAACGAAAAUUAAUCAAUGAUUUUUAGAAAUUUGUGUGCGGUUAUAUAAUAAAAACUUCCUACCUACAGGAAUGAUUAAUUUUAAACCAUAUACAAAUUUUAUUCAGACUGAUAAAAGCAGUUUUUAAUGUAUGUAAUAUAUCAGACAAAAUUGCUGUAUUUAUUGUUCUAAUAUGUAAAAUAUAUAAUUAGAGAUAUAUA